Molecule: messenger RNA, 2139 nt
Organism: Formica exsecta
Lineage: Eukaryota; Metazoa; Arthropoda; Insecta; Hymenoptera; Formicidae
Gene: dan
Product: homeobox protein 2-like
Exons: 1
Coding region: 649-2061 (470 amino acids)
Molecular function (GO): DNA binding
Source: RefSeq, a predicted model, not a curated record
GGCAGCGGAAUCAGCAUCAGCGGUAACCUUGCUAUAACGGAGGGCAGCAGCGUGAACACGCGGAGGAGAGAGGGAAAAAGAAAGAGCGAGAGCGAGAGAGAAGAGGAGGUGGUUGUAGUCACCCGCCCGACCGACCGACCGACCGACCGACCGACCGAGUUGUUUCAUUCAUAAAAAAGUUCUUUAUUACUCUCUGUGAGCGCAUGUGCUAUUCCACCACGGAGGAGGACCGAGUACUACUACUCCCCCGACCGGCUGUAGCGGCGUAACCACGUUUACACACGGCAUUAUUUACUACUGCGCGAGAUACGAAUCGGCACCACACGCCGCACCGACAGCGUGGCGUACGGAUCAUUCUCUCUUUCUCUGUAUAUGCCAAUUAUCAUAGCGUCUCUUUUAGAAAGAGAAUUAGUUUGUCUUCCUGUACGAUUCCGAAAUUGAUCGAGAGAUCGUCGCAAAACAGAAGGAGAGAAGAAAAGAGAGGAAAGGAGAAAGAGCAACGGGAGAUUCAUUCGGCGGUGAUCAUUGUUGUCGUCAUCCUCGCCGCGAAAAACUUUCGCCAACCUGGAUUCAUCCGAAAUAAACUCCGCCGUGGACCUCACCCAAGAUUUGGGGCGAGGCACGGAUCAUACUCAAAAUCGCCGAUUGAUGCGAGAUCGUCGGCAACAAUAUUCGGACAAGGACUCGCGGCAUAAAAACAUUGACUUUCCAACUUCAUCCCAAGAUCUGCUAGGAUACGAAGAUCGGCAAGAAAGUAGUCCGAAUAACAUCACACACGGUAAUAAAUUAAAUUCAGCCAUGCCGCGAAACGAAACACCGCAACGGACAGCGGGAAAGCGUCCUUUAAGAGCGCUUACGCCGCAAGAAAAAUUGGACGCCAUUAGGAGAGUCCACGAAGGUGAGUCGAAAGCGUCGGUAGCGCGCGAUAUCGGAGUCCCGGAAUCCACUUUACGAGGGUGGUGUAAAGCGGAACACAAAAUCGUAAAUCAGGUUAAUACGAUGAAGAAUUCUGGAAGUUUUGAAAGACUUUCAUCACCCUCGGAAAGUGACAGAAGCACACCGGGAUCAUCAUCGCGUCCUCCAUCUGCCAACUUGACUUCUGGACCAUCGACAUCAAGUGGCAAGGAACCAUCCGGUACCUUGGAGGAAGUCGAAUCCGGACCGCCUCCGAAGCGUAUGAAGGUGGAAAACGAUGUACCGUCUACGAGCGAACCAUCGAUAACUUCUUAUUAUGGUCAUAAUUUGAUAACAUCUUAUUUGUACACUCUGAUGAACGCGCAACCCGCACUAAAAAGUGUUUUGUUGGAACAACAAUUAAUGAAUAACAAAGCUUUGCUAUCUAAUGCUCUGAUGGACAGUGGAUUUUCCUCAUCUGGAUAUUCCACUAGCAAUGCAUCGCUCGGCAGCGUAUCAAUGAUGGGUAACACGAUGGCUAGUACGAUGAGCACACUAAGAGACAUCAAUGGAAAGAAGACGAGGCAUCGCGUAAACAUGUCCACAUCGAUAGGAAACACCUUUGCCAGGACCUCUUCCAAAAAACAGAGCGUAUCACCGACUGAAAGAGAAAAUAAUUUAAUAUCUAUACCAUCAACAUCAUCAGGGAUAGUCAACGGUAAUCACGUGGUCGGACCAACUAUGUCCAAGCCGUUGCAAGAUGGCAAACAUAUUAACGACAUUGCUCAACAAUUGUUACUUCAACAACAAUUAAAACAACAACAAUCUUUUGGUUCGGACUUGCUUACUUGGGUCAAUCGUUUUGAACCGACCAUGCGGAAUAUUCUAGAUGAGCGACCCGUGCCGAGCAAUUCAGUCAACAACAAUAAUAAUAAUAUCCAUAAAAAUAAUAACCAGGUUGAAAAUCGCAAAGCGAACUCCAUUCUUCCACCAGGGAUCCACGAAGCGGCCGAUCAUGGCGCCAAGUUUGUGACAUGGUUGAGAAAGCAUGGAUCCAUUUUUACAUUUCAGCAGGUAAAACCGGUAGAAACCAUUGUUGAGCAAAUUGUCGCGUGGGCGAAACCAAGAGAAAUCAAAUCGGACGACAAAUCAAAUUCUAUGAGCUAGCUAAAGCAACGUAGAAAAAGAUUUGUGAAAUAAAAUAACCGAAAAUAAGAUCUAAUAAUUAAAUAAAUUUUCUGUACU